Molecule: messenger RNA, 3582 nt
Organism: Etheostoma cragini (Arkansas darter)
Lineage: Eukaryota; Metazoa; Chordata; Actinopteri; Perciformes; Percidae
Gene: myorg
Product: myogenesis regulating glycosidase (putative)
Exons: 3
Coding region: 227-2281 (684 amino acids)
Biological process (GO): carbohydrate metabolic process; skeletal muscle fiber development
Molecular function (GO): hydrolase activity, hydrolyzing O-glycosyl compounds
Source: RefSeq, a predicted model, not a curated record
GCGUAGACAAGGCGGAUACGCAUCAACAUGCUUGAUGCCUCGGGUCUUUUUCUGUGAACUGUGGCAAACAAGUUGUGCUUGGAGCUGCAGAGGGGGCUGCUGCUAACUGGAAAGCAAACAGGCGUAACAACGUGCCAAGAGUGCAGCAAAUGAGCUUUAUUAGGAACACAUUUAUAUGAUCUUUAGAAUAGCAACUCUCAGAUUUGACCACUGAACGACACAAGUCAUGUACCAAGUUGUACCUGGAGGAGCGGGAGGCACGAUUACAGAUGUUAUCCCUAAGCAGAAACACAGCAAGGACACUCAACCCCUAGUUGGAGCUGGAGUAAUCGGCCUGGUGCUGGUGAUUGCAGCAGUGACCGCAUGGUGUUAUUACAUAGCCUCUCUACGCAAAGCUGAGCUGCUUAAGACCCAGCUUCUGGAUCUGAAUAAAGAUGGCUACAUUAUCCGCAACACGGGAGGGUCUAUUGUUUUCAGAAUGGAUUUCAGGUCAGGUACGCUGAAUUUGGAUUCAUGCUCUAAAGAAGGGGAGAUGCUGAGCUGUGAACGCACCACUGAUAGAAAACUUAACUUCUUCAUUGAGACAGUGCGACCCAAGGACACGGUACAAUGCUACCGUGUGCGCUGGGAAGAACUGGUUCCUGACAUUCCUGUUGAGCAUGCUAUGACAUACAAGUUUGCACAUUGGUAUGGGGGUGCAGUGUCAGCAAUUCAACACUGGCCGAUUUCUAUUUAUGGCCAACAGGCUCCCAAACCCUUUGUUACUAGUGACAUCUACUCAAACCGCAAUGAAUUUGGUGGAAUUUUAGAGAGUUAUUGGCUUUCAUCCAAUGCUACGGCCAUUAAGAUAAAUAAUUCAGUGCCUUUCCAUCUGGGCUGGAAUGACACAGAGAAGACCAUGUCCUUCCAAGCGCGAUACAACGACAGUCCCUUUAAGCCAAACCCAGGAGAGGCACCGUGUGCUGAACUUAGCUACAGAGUAUGCGUGGGCUUGGAUGUGACAUCCAUACACAAGUACAUGGUCCGCAGAUACUUCAACAAACCAAACAAAGUGCCUGCCAAAGUCAUGUUUCGCCAUCCUAUAUGGUCAACCUGGACGCUACAUAAGACUGAUAUUGACCAAGAGAAAGUCUUGACAUAUGCUGCCAACAUUCGCAAGUAUAAGUUUAACUGUAGCCACCUGGAAAUAGAUGAUCGCUACACCAGCCGCUACGGAGAAUUUGAGUUUGACCCAGCAAAGUUCCCCAAUGCCUCGGCCAUGUUCCAAAUGCUAAAAUUAAAUGGAUUUCUGGCGUCACUGUGGAUUCACCCUUUUGUCAACUAUGACUCUGAAAAUUUCCAUACUUGCGUAGAGAGGGGGCUAUUUGUCCGGGAGCCUACAGGCCGGCUGCCGGCCUUGGUGCGCUGGUGGAAUGGUAUUGGCGGCAUUCUGGACUUCACAAAUCCAGAAGCUCGUGAUUGGUUUUCCUCCCAGCUACGUUCACUGCGCACAAGGUAUGGGGUAUCCUCUUUUAAAUUUGACGCUGGGGAGACUAAUUACUUACCAUGGAAAUUUAGUACCAGAACUCCCAUUCGGGACCCUAGUUUUUUCACAAGACGUUACACAGAAAUGGCUAUUCCCUACAAUGAUCGAGCGGAGCUGCGCAGUGGCUACCAGUCCCAGAAUAUAUCCUGCUUCUUCAGACCAAUUGACAGAGACUCUGUUUGGGGCUAUGAGUUGGGUCUCAAAUCUCUUAUCCCCACAGUGCUCACCAUCAGCAUUCUCGGCUAUCAAUUCAUUCUACCAGACAUGAUUGGAGGGAAUGCAUAUCUAAACCGUACAGUUGGGAAUAGUGCAUUACCUGAUCGAGAACUCUAUAUCCGCUGGCUGGAGCUUUCGGCCUUCAUGCCCUCCAUGCAGUUUUCUAUUCCGCCAUGGGAAUACGACAACGAGGUGGUUGAAAUUGCUCGGAAAUACACAGCCCUCCAUGAAAGUAUUGUGGCGCCACGGGUCCUGGAGCUGGCUGGGGAGGUGCUGGACACCGGGGACCCAAUCAUACGGCCCCUAUGGUGGAUUGCCACAGGUGAUGAGACAGCCUAUAAAAUCGACUCCCAGUUCUUGAUUGGGGAUGACCUCAUGGUAGCCCCAGUUUUAGAGCCUGGAAAGCAAGAGCGUGACAUCUACCUCCCUGCUGGCCGUUGGAGAAGCUACAAGGGAGAGAGAUUUGAUAUCAAGGAGCCACUGCAUCUGACAGACUAUCCUGUAGACCUGGAUGAAAUUGCUUACUUUGUUUGGGUGUAGCAAGAAAGAAACCUGAACAAACUUGAUUAGCCUUUGCUUCAAUGUUCUUGUAUGAAAGAAAUUUAGCUUUUAUGCUUGUAUAAAAAGGUUUUUUGUUAUGGUAAAGCUUUUGUGCAAUGAAUAACGAAUACUUUUUAAAGUACAACACCACGGCGCAUCACAAAUGUAAAACUGUUUCACUCAAACAUGCUCCAAACCUCUUAAUUCUUAAUGAAUGGAUGCGUCAUCUUUUUGUUGUUGUUGCAUUUUUUGUUGUUUACAUUCAGAACAUUAAUAUAGCGGUAACCAACUAUUUGCGAUGUAAACAUAUGGUGGAGUAUUGGCGUCUUGAGCAAAGAAUGAAGUCACAAGUCCGGUGUUUUUUGCCCCCAACAUCUCCUUCCAGCUGCCUGGAAGGCAACGUUGGAGGCAAAAAACACCAUCAAACUCACAAUCCCUCUGUUUGUUGUUUUGAUAGCUUGUCGGCUGCAUGUUAAGUUUAUGCCUUUUGCUUCAGUAUCGGACGCCGAUGGCCGUGACAAAGCCUCAGUUUUUGAUGAGGUGGGAACCGGCCUGUGAGAGCUGUGUGGAGGCAAUCCCAGUUCACUUUUUCAGUAUUUUUAGUACAGCACCUAUAAAGACAUUUAGAAAAAGGGAAUAUGUAAACUGUGAAUAAAGUAAAGCAUUGUUUUGCCAUAAAGUUAAAUUUAAGCCAAACAGAUUGUAUCAUGGGAGAACCAUUGAAGGGGUGUCAUUAUCGUCACUGAGCAGACAGUAGGUUAUAUAAAACCUAACUAAAACAUUUCAGUUUGACUGAGAUAUCCUACUUUCCUAUGACACUAAUGACUCUUCUGCUCCAAGAUACUUUUCAGGAUGUCAGGUUUAAUGCUUCACUUAUCAGGAUAAAUGAUUGAAGUUUAAUCAUUAAAAACUGAAUGUGAUCUCAUUUGUGGAACACAGUGUCAUAUAACUACUCUUAGCCCAGAAGAAGAUGCCUUUUAUUGGGCACUAAAUAUUUGAGGUACUUCCUCAGGUGACAGCUUUUUUUGGCUGUAAUGUGUUUUGAAGUGUGUCUGUCUUCAAUACUUUGCAGACUCUGAAGUCAGCUAGUUAUAAUAUAGUGUAUAAUACAUUGAACACAGUAACCUAAGUAUUAAUGGUCUGAUUACUUUAUACUUACAGUAUGUGAACAUCUACAGAUGCAAUGAUUUUAGCAGCAUUUAAUAUUCAAUUUAAAUGGUACAGUAUACUUUGUGUUUUGUUAAUGUGAAUAUUUUGUGACUGCAGUGAUUUCUCAGUGCCAUGUGAUAAUAAUUACUGCC